Molecule: messenger RNA, 3549 nt
Organism: Pseudocercospora fijiensis CIRAD86
Lineage: Eukaryota; Fungi; Ascomycota; Dothideomycetes; Mycosphaerellales; Mycosphaerellaceae
Exons: 22
Coding region: 1-3549 (1182 amino acids)
Source: RefSeq, a predicted model, not a curated record
AUGGCGAGACUGUCGUAUUUUCGCGUUUCAGUGAAACGAGUGAAAGGGGUUCACGACCCGCCAAAUAUUGCCACACUACCGACGCCUACAAACUCAGUAGUAGCAUUCCCACUAAUGAUAAGCCGUCCAGGAACAACUCAGGGGAUCGCGGGUAAGUUUAGGAGAAUUUGUGAUCUUCAAAGACACGCUAAGAGGGACCGAAUCAGAUUCAACUUGUCGCAGCUUCCGAAUUCGGUAAUUUCCUCGGGCUGUGGGGAUGCUUUAGAGCGUGAUAGGGCGACUACUGUAUACAUUCUUCAUCGAAGGGUUAGUGGCGCUGCAAACUCUUCAGCACGAAUUGACGUUGAGGGUCGGACAAAAGCUUAUAUGAGCUUGCGCGGCGGACGACGUGGUUUGGGAGCACGGCAUGAGCCUCUCACGACAUGGUUUGUCUUUGGCUGCGCUGCGUCAGGAUCUGGGCCCGGUAACUCACUCCACAUGGACAGAACAAAGAACCUCUUUCAACAGCAUCCCGAAGGACGCACAAAGAACUUCGGGCCCUUCUGUCAAAGUUCAAUAACUGACAAAGCCCCAGAUGAUAAAAUGCAGGAGGGAACAUGCAUUCUAUCGAAAUCACAACCUAUCACUCGAGCAGUCAAAGGAAUUCAACACGAUCUCGCAGUAUUUGCGAUCUUCCGAAAGACACCACAACGCUUCAACGCCAUCAUCAUUAUGAAGUCAGAGACAACCUACAACACUCGCAGUGGCGAGGUCCAAGCUGCUUGUCGCCGUCAGCACAAGUCCCCCGAAGACAUGAGCAUCGACGAGAUAUGCUCUCUACCUAAGGACAACAUUGGCUAUCAGUAUCUGAUCAAGCUCUUCAAGCACCUUGAGGUGUCAGAUAUCCUCUAUAAGACGGCUAACGACCAAGACAUGUUCACACGCGCGGCGUUGAUAGGGCGCUUCAAGGACGCCAUCUGGCACGGGCCACGUGAGCACAAUUCCUCGCACGUUCGGUUGGAACUGGACGUUCAGGAAGCUCGAAUGCUCAAAGGUCUAUCGCCACUCCCAAACUCGUUCAUGCUCAAUACUAAGUAUGACGCAGAGACCCGUGGUCUACACCUACCAAGACGCCAUCCGGACUUGAAGUCAUGGCUCGAGCAGCACGGCGUCUACACUGACCAGAAGUCGAUACCAAUCAUUGAUCAGCACAAAAAGGACGGUAAGUUCAACAAACCCAAGUCCAAGCCCAGACGCAAGGUCAUCCAAAGCUCACUUACUCCUAGAGAUCUCCCAAGCUUACGCUCUAGCUCAAGCACAAGCUCACGCCGCUCAAGGAAAUCGAACAAUUCCAAGAGCGUCAAGCCUGACGAUGAUGUCCCAGAGUUAACCCAAGAGGAGUACCAAGAGAGACAGAAACUGGCGGCUGCACAAGCAGAUGCCAGAAUCGCACGCUCAGGACCUCGUAGUUUGCGCGAAUGGGCUGCAAAGCUGGACGAAUACGUCCCACCCUUGCGCUCUUUACCGGCAGAUUGGGCAGCGAAACUAAGCCCUCAAGAGAUCACUCAGCGAGAACAAGCUCGUAGGGAAGCAAUCGACGAACUAGAGGUAGCUGUCUUGGCAGCUCAUGUCGAGUUCGAAACUGCCCUAGACGAAGCAUCGCAAGCUCAAGCACAAGUCAAGCUCAAUAAAGCGAGAUUUGAAUUGAAGCUUUCUCACGCUGUGAAGCUCUUCGGCGCUGGCGGUAUGUGUAAGUUGCAUAGCAUAAUCUUCAACCCUGCUCUUGAUCGUUCUCCAUCUGACACUAAUAAUAGGCUCCAGCUUUCAUCUUCCUCCAUCUUUGAAGCUGUCUUCCACGUGGCAGUCGUUGACGUGGCAUUGUGGCUGAUUUGCUAUCUGUACAAUCCAGGUCAGCAUCUGAGCGAGCUCCAAGCUCCAGGCGACAGCACGGAGUCAAGCAUAUCUGUCACUGGAUGUAAGUCACCCUAUGAUGACAAGAGAUUGGUAUAUAAUACCUCUCAGCCCCUGAUUGGACGGAAGAAUCGGCGAUGUUUGGAUCAUGGCCCAUUGCCUGGGAAACGGGUGAAGUUGUUGUCUGUCAACGCGAUGCUCUCCAAGCUUCGUGAGCUCGCGAACACCAAGACUCCUCCUCACCGGCUCAACUCCUCCCAGCUGCACAGAAGCCCGAGAUUCCACAUCGCAGGUUCAUACUCACAUGCACGCAGCCGCACGAUUAGAUUGACCCCUUUCCAAGUCGUCAAUGGCCUCCUCUGCCCCUGGCAGUCCGCCGGCCAAGGCGAAGACUUCAAGCCAGGAGAGAUCCUCGGAGCUUACAAGGCGCGUCGCGACACCUUCGACCCUAGCACUGCAUCUGAUGAUCAUCUCUUCGGACUGCCGCUGGUGCACAUCGGCUACGAUGUGCUCAUCGAGCUGCUCAAGAGACACAACCCCGACAAGAUGCUUGCCAACAUCAAAGGCACCGCGCAAGAUCGAGCUCAGUAUCGUGCUCUCAGAAAACAGGAUCUGUACAAUCGCUUCCACCAAACGACUCUGUGGUUCGACGAGAACAGCGAGAAUGGAACGACCAGCCGCGUAGCGGUGGAGCUGGAGGUUCAGGAGGCACGUCGAGCGCGUGGUCUUCCUCCCCUGUCAGACGCAUUCCUACACACCGAAGAUGGAGACAACGUGUUGCGCUGGAAUCUGCUGCAGCAGAAUUACACCCUUCGUUACUUCCUCGUGAGUCAGAACUGCAACAUCGGCUACCCUCGCUCUCAAGUGCCACCUCCAAAAAAGCCCAGCACCCCGUCACGGCAGAGAAGACCCAUUUCGCACGCCCAGCAGAGCGCUCGAGUCGCCACUUCAUCAGCAACUCAACAGCACUCACCAUCCCGCCGUCGUACCGUCACCACAUCAAUGACCACCGCACCCAGCUUCGACAGUCGCGCUCCCCUGACCAUCGAAGGACUGACGGAGCAACGCAAUCACUUCCAUCAACUGAAGAACGACUUGUGGAUGGAGAUCUCGCGCUACGACGACGACAUGCCCGAAGAUCUGAUCGACGAGUUCCACGAGACGCAGCGCCAACUCCGCGACACGGAGAACAUCUUACGGCUGAAGAUCGAAGAACAAGAUCGUCGCGCUCGCCCCGUCGCUCCUCGUCCACGGCGUCAACUUGGCCUGAUGCGUGAGAGAAACAUCUCAGCCGCCCCUGAAGAAGAGCCAUCAACUCGCCGUCCCGAGUCCAUGCCUGAACCUCCCGCACAGCAGCCAUCCCAGCCCCUGAAGAAGAGCCAUCUGAAGCCGCUGGCAUCGACAAAGAAUUCGCCAUUUCAGAUUCGGAAUGAUUUGGAGGGAAGAUAUCAAGCCUUUCCCAUUCUGGGGUUGCGCGGUUGGGAAAUUCCGAAGGAGUUUUUUCUUUGUUUUGAGUAUAGAUACCCAUAUGCAGGUUUUGGGGUUGGGAUGGUAAUGAAAGGGAAUACUCCGCUCACAAAGGAAUGUAAAUUGCCAUAUGCCUUCCGUCGUGUCUCUUGGGCUAUGCUGCUAACUUCUAUUCUCGAGGACUUCAUAUAG